CGGGAACAAGGCGGCAACCAGGAAGUGAAUUUGACUGUGACAGGACGAUGCCAGUUGUAGCGUUAGUUUAACGCAGUUCUCUUUCGCCGUUAAUCAAACACCGCAGCGGGAAUGCAGCCUGUACGAAGUCGUCGAGGCAAAGAUUUACCCUCCACAAAAAAAACGAGCACUCACGGUGGCUCGAAGGAAAAGGAGCCUCAGCAGAGGAGGCCGCAUUUCCACUGUGACCUGUGGUUCUGUCUGACUCUGCAGAACUGGAUACUGGACUUUGGAAGACCUAUUGCCAUGAUAAUCCUUCCUCUGGAGUGGUUUCCCCUGAACAAGCCCAGUGCUGGAGACUAUUUCCACAUGGCCUACAAUGUCAUAACACCAUUCCUAAUGCUCAAGCUGAUUGAGCGCAGUCCCAGGGCGCCGCCUCGCUCGGCGGUUUACCUCUGCAUCAUCACUUUUGUGAUGGGGGCCAGCAUCCACCUGGUGGGAGACUCCAUCAACCAUCGGCUCAUCCUGAGCGGCUACCAGCUCCACCUGUCAGUCAGAGAGAACCCCAUCAUCAGAGACCUCAAACCUGCCUCACUGAUCGACUCCUUUGAGCUGCUGUAUUAUUAUGAUGAACACCUAGGACACCUGAUGUGGUAUAUUCCUUUCUUUGUCAUUCUGUUCAUCUACUUCACCGGCUGCUUCACCAAGGCUGAAGAGCAGAAGCGGCUGCCCGCCUCCGGCUGUGUGCUGCUGGGACCCAGCGCUCUGUACUAUUGGUACCUGGUCACUGAAGGACAGAUCACCGAGCUCUUCCUCCUCACCUUCUUAGCCAUGGUUGUCAUGGUGAUCCAUCAACACCGUCGAGGCCUGAGUCCCGACAGCAACGGCCUCUUCCUGUUCUGCAGUUUCAGUGUCACUCUGCUCCUGGUUGCACUGUGGGUGGCCCAUCUGUGGAACGAUCCGGUGUUACGCAACAAGUACCCGGGACUCAUUUACGUGCCAGAACCGUGGUCCUACUACACCUUACAUAUCAAGCAGAACCACUGAGGAACCUCAGUCCGGCUGACUUCCUGUGACGGAGGUGGCUGCUGCACUCCUUCGACGAUGACGAGCGAUGAAGGUUCAACGUGCAAACCGACCUCACUGUGAAACACUGCGUCUUGCUGGCUUCAUCCAUCCAUUCAGAAAGGGAUUUCUCUCAGUUUGGUUCAAUAUCGUCACAGAGCCUUUAAACAGGCGGGAUUUGUGACGUUCAUUCGGUCUGUUCUUUAAAAACUCUUGUGACAUUUUGGAUUAAUAAAGAUAAAGCAAAAAAAGAUUAGGCAACGAUGUAGCAGACAAUUUAAGACCUUUUGACGCAUAAGUUUGAAUUUACUUUAGUCCUGUGUAUUGCAAAAACAAAUGAGAAAUGUAUUUGAUAAAAUGAUUAGUGUGUUCUCUGCUCAGACAGGCGGCUGCGGAGCGCCUGAUGGUUUGGGAACCAGGGGCAGCUUUGUGGUCUCUUUGGUAAACCAGCUUUGUAAAAACACAUACCAGCACCAACUGUCCUUGGCAUCAACAAAAGAAAAUCUAUAGUACACCCGACUGUGUCAUAAUCAGCAAAGUUACCGCACAGCUAAGCUUUUGUGAACAAACUCAAGGUGAAAUAGAUUAAAAGAAAGGAGGAAAGAGAAUGAGAAAGUAACUUGACCGUGCUAUUACUCUGUGAACAACACGCCCAGGUGGUAAAUCAGAAAGACACGCGAUUUAAACGCAUUAUACUUAGUAGAAAAGAUUUAUCAUUUAAGUUUCAGGCUUUUAGAGAUGAAGUUACAUUUGUUAUUGUGAGACAUGAGAGCAAGUGAACUAUUACAUUUCCCGAUGUGGUCAUUGUGGAAUAUUAUAAUCUAGCCAUAGAGCCAACACGCACUGAGUGAUGAUAAAAUUGUUCUUUUAUAGCAGUGUUCUUCACAUUAAGUUCACAAUUCACGUUUGCAGAUACUUUGCUCUUUAUUUCUUUACAUGUUGACUUAUUGUUCUUGGUGUAAAAGUUUGAUUUUUUUUUUUUUGGUAGACUUUCGGUCUUUUGCAUAAGAUCAUUUUGUUCCUUAUGAAAAGCUUAUUGGUUCCUCAUUGGUUCAAUUUAUGUUUAUCUUAAUAUAAAAUGUUGAAUUGACCUGUAAUUGCUGGUUAUCAGAUGUGUCUUAACAGUCCGUUGUUGGACCAGGAAUGUGCUUUAAAUCAAUCGUCUUAAAACAAAGGACAAAUAAUAAUAAAUUAAUUUCACAUAAUA
This is a messenger RNA of Gasterosteus aculeatus aculeatus (three-spined stickleback), 2251 nucleotides long. RefSeq names its product CLN6 transmembrane ER protein a (gene cln6a). Gene Ontology annotation, biological process: lysosome organization. The record is from RefSeq and is a predicted model, not a curated record. NCBI's taxonomy places the organism in Eukaryota, Metazoa, Chordata, Actinopteri, Perciformes, Gasterosteidae. Gene Ontology annotation, cellular component: membrane; endoplasmic reticulum.